AUGGCACUCAGAGAAGGGAGAGCUGGGAUCCGGUUCCGGGCGCAGUGCGAGUCUCCGCUGAUUUUCGGACAGCUGAUCGCCAAGUUAAUGAGCAUCUUCGGGAACCAGGAGCAGAAGGUUAUCAUCAUGGGACUGGACAAUGCGGGGAGCACCAUUCUCUACCAGUUUUAAGUGACUUUCGGGCGCUUGACCAAUGAGGUGGUCCAUACGUGUUCCACCACUGGCAGCAACAUGGAGGAGAUCAUUUUGCAGAAGACCCACUUCCUCAUGUGGGACAUAGUGGGGCAGGAGGCUCUGAGUUUUAUCACCAACACCUAGUUCGUCAUCCUUGUGAUUCACAGCACGGACCGGGAUCGGCUGCUGACUGCUUGAGAGGAGCUAUAUAAAAUGCUGGCCCAUGAGGCUCUGCGGGAUGCUUCAGUCCAUUUUGCCAAUAAGCAGGACGUGAAGGACUCUGUGAGGACAGUGGAGAUCUCCCAUUUCCUUCCUCUCAGGACCAGCAAAGGCCACUGUGCUUCUGUACCCUCACCGGAGAAGGGUUAG
Molecule: messenger RNA, 543 nt
Organism: Mandrillus leucophaeus (drill)
Lineage: Eukaryota; Metazoa; Chordata; Mammalia; Primates; Cercopithecidae
Gene: ARL5C
Product: ADP-ribosylation factor-like 5C
Biological process (GO): intracellular protein transport; protein localization to Golgi membrane; vesicle-mediated transport
Cellular component (GO): cytoplasm; trans-Golgi network
Molecular function (GO): GTPase activity; GTP binding
Source: RefSeq, a predicted model, not a curated record